This is a messenger RNA of Sarcophilus harrisii (Tasmanian devil), 2460 nucleotides long. Its product is annotated as collagen alpha-1(I) chain-like. The transcript is spliced from 8 exons. Bases 1 to 2460 code for a protein of 819 amino acids. NCBI's taxonomy places the organism in Eukaryota, Metazoa, Chordata, Mammalia, Dasyuromorphia, Dasyuridae. The record is from RefSeq and is a predicted model, not a curated record.
AUGGGGGUUCGGACAUCAGGGGUCUUGGGCGUCAGGGGUCUCAGGCUCGGGGGUCUCGGGCGUCCAGGGUCUCAGGCCGGGGUGUCCCCGGGCGCCGGGUCUCGGGCGCCAGGUGUCCCGGGCAUUUGGGUCUCAGGCAUCGGGGUUACCACCCCGAUUCCCCCCAUGGGCCCCUCAGCGGUGGUGACACUGAUGGGGACAGAAAAGAACGAACGGAGACCUCGGGGGCGGCCCCCGGCUGAAAGCCCCGGCCCAGCCCCUACAACAGCCUCCUCCCACCUGCCUGGGCUCUUCAAGUUCACCAUGGAUGGGGGACCUGGGUUCACCGGAGCCUACCACUUCAAGGCCGUCUUCAUCAUCCUGCUGCUGUCCCCGUCAUCCUUGACCUUACAUCCUGCUGCUCAACCAUGCUCAUCGCCUCAUGGGGGAGACCGCCAACAAGAUCGGGAGGCAAGAACAUCUGGAAGCCCAGGUGCGGGAGGGGAGGGGCACAAGGAUGAAAUGUGUGCCGGCGCACGGGAGCGGUGUGGGAGCGCGGGUGAGACCCCUGUGGCUGGGGGCUUCGCCCCCAAUCCCCCUCCCUUGUCCGAACCACCACGUUCGCCCCGGCCCGUCCCCCCAGGCGCUUCUGGACCCAACGGGCCCGAGAGGCCAGGUCAGGGGCUGCUCCAGGCCCAGCCCUUGGGACCCUCCUUCAUCUUUUUCCUCCCCGAGAGCCAUCACCAUCCUGGACACGGGGGUUUCCUGAACUGCAUGAGGAAGGCCUUCCCGGUCAGGGAAAACUGGUGCAGGGGGCUAACUCCUGAUGGCAGGGAGGACUUCAGAAACAAGGUCUUUACUUUCACUGCCCAGGAAGCCGGGGACCUGGAUGUCCUGGGGGGCUCAGCCACGUUGCCUUCUGUGUGGGGGCUGUUGGAACCCCAGGCCGUCUGGGAGGCCGGCCUCCCGGGAGCCACCCGGAGGGGCUCCUUUGGGCCCCUGGUCCCACGGGACCCCUCCAGCACCCUUGGGACAGGUGGAAAGGAUCAACUGGACCCCUUGGAACACCAACCUGGGUUCAUCAACGGGACCCCGGAACCCGGAAGGAAUCAAGCGACCUUGAGCCAAUUUCCCAGCCUCCAGCCGGGGGUGUCCGGGCUCUCUGGCAGAGGGUUCCCCGGCGGGUUGGCUCCCCCCCCGGGGGUUCUCCGGCAGCCCCGGGCCUUGGGGACUGGAGCGAACCACCUGGGCCAAGGCAGCCUCUUGGGAAUAAAAGGGGCCCCCUGCCCCGGGGCUGGGGCAGAAGGGGAAAGGCGGAUUCUGACUGGGAAGGGGGGCGGGCUGGAGUCCGCAAGGAAGGGAAAAGAUUUGGGCAGUCGGGGUGGCCGUCACCCGAGGCUCCCUCCUGUCCCCGGCCGGGCCUGGGCCAGAUCUGGCCGGGCGGAGGGGCCCUCCCCACCACUUGCUUGGCCCCCAGCCUUUCCCCCCUUCCCUUCUUUCACGGCCGGGGGGCGGCCCUUGGGGCUCCCACAGGCGGUCCCCGGGGGUUCCCAGGCGGGCCCUGGGGACCGGCCCCGCGGUUUCAGGGAAGCACUGGAAGGAAACUUUCCUCUGGUCCCCGGGGACGGGACCAACCGGGACCGGCGGCUCCAACCCUCCCGAGGGAAGUGCAGCUGGGAGACCCUUCUCGGGUCCCUGAGGCCCGAAAGAGCCGAGGUCUUCAAGGAGCCUCUGGCGCUCCCCCGCAGGGGACCAAGGCCGGGCCUCCCCGGCCCCUCCCUCCCCCACGCCCGGAAACUCGCGGGGCCAGGGGGGGCGGGGGCCCGAACCCCCCACCCCGCGGCUGUUGUCGGCCCCGCCCGCUCGUCGCUGGGAGCCCCAGCCCUGGGCAGUAAUUGGGGCUCUGCAGGCCUAGGUGCUUACCAGUUGCACAGCGAGGAGGACAGGGGCCGCCCUGGCCCACCCCACAUGCAGCCAGGUAGAGGACCCCAGCUGCAGACGAUUAAGGGGGCCCUCCUCAAACUGUUUGGGGCAGGCCAGGCUGGGGCCAGGGGCCGGGAGGACCGGGGCAGCUGGCCCCUUCCCCCCUCGGCUGUUCGGGAGCAGCAGGAGCUGGGCGCCAUCUCGAGACUGGUGGCCUGUGUUUCUUCCAACCGUCCGGCCUUGAGGGCAGGCCCGGGUGCCCCUGAGGGCCCGGCGGUGGCCAAGGAUUCCUCCCAGGGGAUCUACAAACCCCUUCUUCCCUACAAUGAGGGGCACAACGCCUGGCUGCCCUCCGGGGCUGGGGACCAAAGGGCCAGCCCCGCCACCUUGAAAGGGUCACCGCCCACCGGGAUCCUUUCUGGGGCGGUUGGGCCAAACCCCAGCCAGGUGACCAUUUCCUCAUGGGGCAGAUGGAGCAAAUUUCUUGGGAAACAGAGAGCCAGCCCAGGAACGGGAGGCGGGCGGGCAGGGCCAGCCCUCAGUGCCCGGGCCGGCUGA